UAGUGGCCACAGACAGAAUUAUGGUGAUGGUUAUGUGUAGACCGGUUUUAAUCUAAAGAAAUUAGUAAUAUUGCAACUACUAAAGAGUCGAAGAUGUCAGAUAACCAAAUUGAGCAGGACGUUCAGCGGCCCGAGCAAGAAGAGCUCGCAGCGGGAGAUGCUCAGAAGAAAAGCAAAGAGACGGCCAAUGGUAUUGAGAACCCGUUCAGGCCCGGGGGAUCUCUUGACCAUGAGGCUGAUGUGAUACUAGAUGCGAUCAAACAUGGCCGCCCGUUAACACCAACAGGUGACAUGCCGGUACAGGAGGAGAUGAUUGGCUGGAGCGCGACAUCAAAUGUGAGUUCCGCACCACCUGGUGGCCACGGCGAUGCAGUCGACACAAACCAGGUUCAACUGAAGGACGGUCAGACGGCGGAGGUUGAGGGCGGCGUCGUGACGCCGGCGGGCGGCGGGGCCGAGCAGGCGGAGAAAGUCACCAUCGAGAAGAAACCGAAGAAGUGCUGCACGAUUCUGUAGUGCGCGAGGGUCGUCGUCGGGGUCACACAGAGGUCGCCAGGGUCAUGCAGGGGUCGAAGGACCUCCGUGACUACUGCGGGCUCGACGACUCUACCCCCUACACUUGAAAUUAAGAGAGACACGUAGCCCCCUCGAGUAGCCAGAGGGGACUAGUCCGCAGUUAGCGCUUUCCACGAUUCGUAAGGCAGAGGCAAUUUCUUUUAGGGAAAAAAAGCUCUCGGCUCAAGAGCCGGGGUCGAGCGAGGCGGCGCCAUGGCAACCGCAUCCUCCGUUCGGAAUUAUCUCGCGACCGUUAGAUGCGUGCAGCGAGCGCCGCUUCCAUACCAACUCAGCAUCCAAUUAGCGCCGGAUUUUACGCGAGGCAGGCAUUUCUGUUUUCCGGCACCAGAUGCCUCUGCAUGCUUAUGCAAGUUCAUUCUCGUCCAACAUCACUACCAGUUAUCAGCGCGACGCCUCGUCGCACGCACACGGAUGGCGCCUGCAUGGCAGCGGGUCACUCAAUCAGUACCGAUGGCCUAACUACUAACUAGUGUCGUAAAACUAACGAUUAGUCAGUCCGGCGAGCGCGCAUGCGCCUCUCUCCGGCAGUUUUUUCGCGUGGGCCGGGUCGUAUAUACGGCGAGCGCAUUUUACUUCUACGACGCCCGUCGUAUGCUCAUUUUAAGGAUAGCAGAAUAUCGGCUGCGAGCGCGACGCGGCUGCGGUAACCACGGCAAUGGUGUCUUCGUCACGGCACCUGCGCAAGUGCGGCUGCAACCGUUGUCACGGCAGCCGUGACCGUCGCCGCGUCGCGCACGCGCCCAGUUGUAAUCUCGCUCCUCGCGAGAGUUCCUCACAUCUUGUAUUUUUUCAUUAUUUAUUUUUCUGUUUGUUAUCACAUGUACGUGUACGAUCGUAGGUGUGUCGCACGCGCCGGCACGAGUGUUGGCAACGUGACGGGAGAUGCGUAGAUUGUCUAGCUAGCAUAAGGAGAUUUUCGCUGAGGAUCGGGUCUGUGGCGGGGUUUUUAACAGUAUUGAUUAGUCGAUUACUCAUUAGUUUUGUAAAGGUUGCCGAGAAUAAAUUGCGUUUGUUGCGUAACGAGGAAACAGGACAGGGCUAGACCUAGGAUCAGUGGGAAAUUUGUUGUGUACACUAUUAGCAUUUUUCAACAUGGUGCUGUUUUCUGAUCGUUGCAUGUGUCUGAUUGUCUCUUUUAUUGUACCUGUGAGUUGAAAGUUUACUCCCCCCCUCCAUGAUUUUUCUCGCCAGAAUGAAUCGGGUGUAAGCAGCAUGCAGGAACAUUUUAAAGUUUGUAGAAGUGUGUAUUGUCUAGAGUUUUUACUGACAAUUUUACUCUAUACCAUGGCUUUCCAAUUUGCAGCUGAACCGUCGCGCUGCUCUUUGUGCUGUGAGUUUGCACGUAGAUGGCGCUAGUAGUCUGCUUGCACUCUUGUUUUGCACUGGUAGUCUAAUCCGCUUUGUGUGCGUUUUUAGAUGGCUUCGUAUUGCAUUUUAUUAUUAUUAUUAUUAUUAUUAUUCGUAAUAUACGAUCUGAUUUUAUAUUUUAUUAUGACUCUCUGAAUCUGAGCACGUUUCUCUGAGAUACUGACGCGGUUGUAACGGUGCAGCAUUGCCGCGUCUUGUCUCACGAGCCCGAUGCCAACGGGUCUCCGCGACGGCCGUCGCCGACCCCCCCCCCUCAGUCGAGACAUUGAGUUGAGACGUCAAUACAUAAAGGUUGUGACGUGUUAAGGCUGCUAGUCUAGUCGAGACAGAGCCGAGACGUCAAUACAUUAAGGUUGUGACGUGUAGUUGCUGCGAGUCUAGUUGAGACUUCGAGCCGAGACAUUGAGUCGAGACGUAGGCACUCACAUUGGCGAUGGGUCCGCCGCGGAGCCGCCCACGUAGUGAGCAUAGUAGACGCUAGUUUUGUAACGGUAGAAGGCGGGUAGACUCAACUUGCGACACGGCGGCUGAGAAUUGAGAGCAUGAGAGCGACGGCGCACGUGCACCCGGGGACCGAUCGAGCUUCUCUCUCGCGUCGAGUCCUCGCCGGCGUUUGCGAGGCAAAAACCCAUGCCGAAAUCCGGUCGGGAGCGAUUUGAAAAGAAAGAUUCGCUGCCGCGAUUGUCGCGUGGAGGUUUGCGCGAGCGGUCGUCCCACGAACGAGGCGUCAUCUUCCGCGCGCCUCAUCGAUGUGAUGUCUGCGGCUAGCAAACUGUUGUACUUAGUUGCCGCUCGUUUCGUGUUAGAAGCAACGUGGCGACGGCACUGCCAAAUUACCGCACGCGCGUCGUCGUGGUGUGUCCAGGCGUGACGAUUUCGUCGCGACUUGAAGGCAUGGAUUGUUGAUGAGGUGUACGGACAGGUGUCGUUUGAUCGGCGGGACGGAUGGCUCGACGAACGGCGCAGUCGCGGCGCGUUUCUUUUUAUGUCGCUGUCGGCAGCUGUUUUUUGAGUUUCCCCUUCCUCAGUGUUUUUUACCUGGUUAGUGUUUAGUUGUAAAUACAUUUGUGUCGUCAUUCUAUCAGCAUCAGCUCAGUUUUAAGCCAAGUGUGCAAAAUAAAAACCAAUAUACGAAAUAAAA
Priapulus caudatus is the source of this 3085-nucleotide messenger RNA. RefSeq lists its product as uncharacterized. The coding region runs from base 94 to 516 and encodes 140 amino acids. NCBI's taxonomy places the organism in Eukaryota, Metazoa, Priapulida, Priapulimorpha, Priapulimorphida, Priapulidae. The transcript is spliced from 5 exons. The record is from RefSeq and is a predicted model, not a curated record.